This is a messenger RNA of Dujonia railenensis, 1023 nucleotides long. NCBI's taxonomy places the organism in Eukaryota, Fungi, Ascomycota, Pichiomycetes, Serinales, Debaryomycetaceae. The record is from the annotation of a GenBank genome assembly.
AUGAUGCCCAUAAUUUAUCUAGCUGCUGGCAUCGCACUUAUAUUCGCUGCGAUAUAUGGAGUCAUCAUAUUCUUCUCUCAUUACCCCAGAGAAUCCACUCCUAUAGAGCUCUUGUACAUAACCAACGACUCGCUGAAACCACUGGCCACUGGCGAGAGCCAGGCCACACACCCGUUGCCAGCGCGUAUCAAAUCAACAGACACCCUGUUAAAGGCUAUUGACGGUAUUGAGAUCUCUGUAGUGAUUCCCUGCUACAACGAAGUAGAAAGGUUGGGUAAGAUGUUGGACGAGUGUGUGGAACACCUUGAACUGAACUACAGAGGGAAAUACGAAAUCUUGAUAGUCGACGAUGGUUCCAAAGAUGGAACCGCUCAGUUUGCGCUCACCAAGGCCACGCAGCUUGGAGUGAAACCUCACGUGUUGAGAGCGGUUCAGCUCUCGAAGAACAGAGGGAAGGGAGGUGCUGUUACACACGGAUUGUUGCACACCAGAGGGAGGUUGGCGUUGUUUGCUGAUGCCGACGGAGCUACCAAGUUUGGGGACGUGGAUAGAAUGGUGGAAUUCUUUGCGAAGGAUCUGGACGAUAGCUUGACUGGCAGAGUAGCCAUUGGAUCUCGUGCUCACAUGGUCAAUACUGAUGCUGUGGUGAAAAGAUCAUUCAUUCGUAAUUUCUUGAUGUACGGGCUCCACACAUUGGUGUACGUUUUCGGGAUUAGAAAAGUCCAGGACACUCAAUGUGGUUUCAAGAUGUUUAAUAGACCAGCAAUCGCCAAGAUUUUCCCCCACAUGCAUACGGAAAGAUGGAUAUUUGACGUGGAAGUAUUGCUAUUGGCAGAAUUGCAGAGCAUUCCCAUGAAAGAGAUCGCUGUAAACUGGGAGGAAAUUGAUGGGUCCAAGGUGGAUUUGGCCAAGGAUUCUAUUGGCAUGGCCAUCGACUUGGUGGUCACCAGAAUGGCCUAUUUGAUGGGAAUUUACAAGCUUAAUGAAUGUGGAAGAUUGGGGUUGGAGAAAAAGAACCAGUAG